Molecule: messenger RNA, 1385 nt
Organism: Arachis stenosperma
Lineage: Eukaryota; Viridiplantae; Streptophyta; Magnoliopsida; Fabales; Fabaceae
Product: probable N-acetyltransferase HLS1-like
Exons: 2
Coding region: 30-1232 (400 amino acids)
Molecular function (GO): acyltransferase activity, transferring groups other than amino-acyl groups
Source: RefSeq, a predicted model, not a curated record
AACUAUAGUUCUUUCUUCUUAUUUAAUAUAUGGAAGAAUUGAAGUUGAGAAUAAGAAAGUAUGAGGUUGAAUCUGAUGGAGCUAAAGUUGAAGAACUUGAGAGAAGAUGUGAGGUAGGGCCUUCAGAAAGCGUCUUCCUCUUUACAGACACUAUGGGUGACCCUAUUUGUAGGAUCAGGAACAGUCCCAUGUACAUCAUGCUGGUAGCAGAAAUGGACAAAGAAUUAGUUGGAGUGAUUCAAGGAUCAAUAAAAGUGGUAACAAUCCAUAACCACCCUCCAAAAGAUUUGGCUAAGGUUGGUUAUAUUUUAGGCCUAAGGGUAUCACCAAACCAUAGAAGAAGAGGGAUUGGAUCAAGCCUAGUGGUGAGGCUAGAAGAAUGGUUCAAUUCCAAUGAUGUUGAUUAUGCAUACAUGGCCACAGAGAAAGACAACAUUGCCUCAAAAAGGAUCUUCAUGGAAAAGUUCACUUACACCAAGUUUAGGACACCAUCAAUAUUAGUCAACCCUGUGAACCACUACGAUCUCCAAAUCUCAUCCAACAUUGAAAUUUCAAGGGUCAAGAUUGAACAAGCUGAGUACCUCUAUAGAAGGUUCAUGAGUUCCUUUGAGUUCUUCCCCAAUGACAUAGACAACAUUUUAAGGAACAAAUUAAGUUUGGGAACAUUUGUGGCCAACUUCAAAGAAGAUCAUUUUUGGGGUGAUUUUGGGUCAAAUGGGCAUCAGGUACCAAACUCUUGGGCCAUGCUUAGUGUAUGGAAUAGUGGUGAAAUAUUCAAAAUGAGGCUUGGAAAAGCAACUUUUAGUUGCUUGUUAUACACAAAGAGUUGGUGCUUGAUUGAUAAGAUUUUCCCAUGUUUGAAAUUGCCUACUUUGCCUGAUUUCUUUAACCCUUUUGGAUUCUAUUUCAUGUAUGGUGUGUACCAUGAAGGUCCAUUCUCAGGUAAAUUAGUAAGGGCUUUGUGCCAAUUUGUGCAUAACAUGGCCUCAAAGUCAAAGGAUGAGAAUUGCAAGAUCAUUGUGACUGAGGUUGGAGGGGGGAGGGAUAAUAAUAACAAUGAGCUCAACCAUUAUAUCCCACAUUGGAAGUUGCUCUCUUGUCCUGAGGAUUUGUGGUGCAUAAAGGUUUUGAAAAAUCAUCAAGGGACUACAACAACAACAACAAACACUUUCCAUGAGUUAACCAAAUCCCCACCAACAAGAGCUCUUUUUGUAGACCCAAGAGAAGUUUAAAUUAAAGUGUUAUCUCAAAAGAUAAGUCUAUGAUAAAAAAGGAGUAUAAUAAAAGGGGUGGAGUAGGGGACCAGAACCAAAAAAACCCUACAAAAUAUUUUGACCAUAAGCUUUUUCUUUCUUGUUUUGUUAAGUAAUUUAAUAAAAGCAUUU